AUGAGCAGCCAACUGUUUCGUGUGGGUCUCUGGGUGGCCAAGGUGCCACAGCGGGCUCUCAGCACAUCUCCUGUUUGUGCCACCAGUGUCGUUCUAGAUCAGAAGCUCAGGGAUGAAAUUUAUCCAAAGAUUGGAAACCGGGAAGUGGUUGGUUUUGGGAUCAAUGGUUACGCCUCGUAUGUGGACAGGUGUGAAUUUCCCUGUCCAGCAAUUCGCUUCAAGGAAUCCACGCCAGAGAUUCUCAAACUGCGGGAGAAGGAGAAAGGGGACUGGAAGACGUUAUCGCUGGAUGACAAGAAAGCUCUGUACCGGGCCAGUUUCUGCCAGACUUACAGUGAGAUCAACGCCCCAACUGGAGAGUGGAAGUUCAUUCUGGCGGUGAUUCUGUUUGCUUUUGCUGGAAGCGGCUGGUUGGCAUUGUAUAUGAGAAAGUUUGUGUACCCCCCGCCAGUGAGGACACUCAACCGAGAAUGGCAAGAGCAUACGCUGCAGAGGAUGCUGGACCAGAACCAGGGGGCCAUAAUGGGAGUCUCCUCAAAGUGGGACUAUGAGAAGCAGGAGUGGAAACAGUAA
Messenger RNA from Candidula unifasciata, 573 nucleotides. NCBI's taxonomy places the organism in Eukaryota, Metazoa, Mollusca, Gastropoda, Stylommatophora, Geomitridae. The record is from the annotation of a GenBank genome assembly.